GGAUUAUUUUGAUCAAUGAGCAAAUGAGCAAAACGCGUAAAACGUAAAUAAAUAUCGCGAAGAAAUGCCUUGAAAAAGCUAAAAAAUUACCAAGGUACGUGUGGUUACAUAAAUGUGGUUUUUACGCUCUUUAUAAAAUGGCACUGUUUAUGAAGCAAGACUUCAGUCCUCCUAUACUUUCUAGGAAAUGGAUUGCAAUGAAAUUCAGGCCUAAUAUGCUAAUAUACAGCAGGGAAAACAUAAUCGCAAUCCUGGAAAGUGGUCUCUUAUUCCGGGAAGACAGUAUUGAAGUGGAACAGGAGUCUCCUGACGCUGCAACCGCAUGGCGACAUGCUGGAGGCACCAGGGGAGGCUGGUUCACUGCUGGAGAACGGAACAUUGCCCUGAUGGCCACUGUGGCCCUUUUGCUGGCUUCACCCCCAAGAAAUCUCCAGCGCUGGUCGCUGCUAAAGCUGGCGACGUACGCGCUAGUGCCGGUCGCGGCGCGCGCGACGCAUCGGUCGCGCUGUCGCGGCUCGCUGCGCACACUACUGUCGCUGAUGCGCGACUAUAUGUCGCUGGCGCGUCGCGCGACCGCCUGUUGCCGAGAAUAUGCAGCUUUGCACGCCAGACUUGAGUCAGUGACGUCAGCAGUAGAGUCCACACACACGAUGCUGUGUAGACAGCAGACGGAACUGCUGAUCCUCAUGGCCAGGGCGUCAUCAGCGCUGCUGGGCAAUGUACCCUGGCUGCGCGGUGACGUCACCUACGACUGCCAGACCGACAACCUCAUGAAAAUCCACCACGCGUUUCUAGUCGUUCAGUCGACACUAUUAAAACAUAUAGCAUUAGCACAUCACAUGCCAACAGCACACACUCUCAAGCAACUAUACAAAAACCACAACGAACGCAUAUACUGGAUCCACAAUGUACUCAUACGUCACUUGAUCCAGGAGUUUAAAGAAAACUAUGAGUCUCUGGAACGAAUGUAUAGGUUAUUAAAAAAUUACGGCACCAAAGACAGCGAUUCUGCACUUAAAAAACCAGGUUCAGCCAUCAAUGAUACUUGGUUAUACUCAGAUGUACACACGGGAAUAGCUAGAUCGAGUUUAGAACUUAAACUGGCGUUAGACAAAUGCAGUAAUCUAGAUAUGUUCUUAGAUUCAUGUGCCAUAAACAAACAAGAGUUAGAUUUGGACAUUUUAGAUAGGGACAUCGAUGAAAUCAUCGAGGGCAUCACGAAAUGCUUGACAACUGUACAAAGUUCUCAAAUAAGGCUCAAGAAAAUGCUCAAUAAAGUUAGCGUUAAAGAAGAUAAUACGCAGAAGGAUGAAGAAGAACCAGUAGCGUCUGUUAUCAAAAUAGAAGAUAAGGACCCCGAAAUUAGAGAUGAAGUAUUCUAUUGCGUGAAAACAGAUGACGAAAUUAUCACUUCACCUGUUGGAGAUAUAAUCACAGGUCCAGGUAAGAAAGAGAAGGAGAAUUCCAAGGUUGUGCUAACAGAACUGAAGAGGAAGCUGGUUAAAAGAGAAGAUUUAAUGAGGGAAAGAGAAAGACAGGCUUUAGCGAAAACGAUGCCCGAACUGCGAAAUAUACCCGAAUUCCCUCGACAGAUCCCUGAAGAGUUUGCCGAAAGAAAAGGUCUUAUAUCGAAAUUGGAAAGGAAAAAGAAGCCAAUCAAGCUAUUCAAGCAAUACCACAUAGUAAAGCAUGUUAGAUGGCGAAAGAAAUAUGACGACUUUAAAGUUAGAAUUCAAAAAUACGAAAGUGAUAGCGAGUUGCCAUGUGAUGUUGUUGAGGCGAACACAUUAAAAUUGUUCAAAAACAGGAAUAUAUCAAACGUUUUCUUAUCAAUAAUCAAAGUUAAGUUCGGUUACUUCAUUGCUAUAUGGCGAAAAUCUUCAGAGCCUAUAAGAAAAGAGUUAUAUUUAUCCAGUGAAAUUUCUAAUGGCUCAAGUGAGGCGGAAGAUAGCCCUGAAAACAACAAUACAAGUGAAAAUCAUAAUAUUAAUAGACAGAAGAAAAUAAGUCACUUAAACGACUUCAAGUUUUCCAAAAAAGAUUUGGAACUGUCGCCGUCUUCUUCAGAGUCAGAUUUUGAAAAUUUGCAUAAUGAAAGAGUCGCUUUAUUGGAUGAUAUAAGGCGCCAUAGAGUCGCGAGGAAAAAGAACUUUCCCGCCAGAAGAGCCUCCAUAGAUAAUGUAGAUGAAAGUCUCAAGCCCAUAGAGUAUAGUUUCGGAACUGGAAUGGCUAUGGCUUCGGUGUUGCAAGUUAAUAACAAAGCGAAAUUGCCUAAUAUGUUGCAAGAAGAAGUUUUUAUGGGCGACGGAGAAGUUUCUAAUGACAGUGGGAACGAUGAAGAUGCCUAGGAAUAAUAGACAAGAUUUUGCCCGCCAUAGAGUAGCUAUAGACAUUUCAGUCAAAAUUGACAGCAAAUGAUGAA
Molecule: messenger RNA, 2422 nt
Organism: Maniola jurtina (meadow brown)
Lineage: Eukaryota; Metazoa; Arthropoda; Insecta; Lepidoptera; Nymphalidae
Exons: 6
Coding region: 138-2348 (736 amino acids)
Source: RefSeq, a predicted model, not a curated record